Messenger RNA from Miscanthus lutarioriparius, 1251 nucleotides. Lineage: Eukaryota; Viridiplantae; Streptophyta; Magnoliopsida; Poales; Poaceae. The record is from the annotation of a GenBank genome assembly.
AUGAACAGCAGCGGCACCAAGAAGCCCCGUGAGCUCGGUGAACGUGUGAUCGACCACCGCUUCCACCCUCAUCGGUGGAUCCUGCUGACGAUGCCAACACCUAAGGCCACGCCCAUGCGCCGGAAGUUGCUCAAUGUCACAACCCGGGAGAUCAUCAAGGUCGAUCUGCCGGAGCUCGACAGCAACGCCGUGCUCUCGGGUCCUGACGCGGCGUCGGAGGGCAUCCUAGUGGUGCAUGAGAGGAGUCUCGUCAUGUGCCUCCUCAACCACCUUACUCGUCACGUCUUUAACCUCUCGACACUGUGGACACUACAGCCUGGUAGCCGCAGGGGGCCCAUUUCGAAUAAGUUCCAUGAGGAUCACGAGGUGACGGGCGUCGACUUCGUGGUAGAUCUGCUGGAGUCCCCAUCGUUGUUGAUUCCUGUGCAAACAGGCGUGACUGGGCUGGCUUGCCACCGAUGGCGGUGGAGAACGUCGAUGGGCGCCUCCUGGAUGGUGGGACGUGGCAGACUUCAUGUGGUUCCGCUUGGUGUGCAAGCUGUGGAUAUGAAUGGCAGCGGCACCAAGAAGCACCGUGAGCUCGGUGAAUGUGUCAUCGACCACCGAUUCCACCCUCGUCGGUGGAUCCUGUUGACAGAGCAAGUGCCUAAGGUCAUGCUCACUCGCCGGAAGCUGCUCAACAUCACCACCCGGAAGAUCAUCAAGGUCGAUCUGUCGGAGCUCGACGACCAUGCCGUGCUCCUAGGUCUCGACGUGGCGUCAGAGGGCAUGCUUGUGGUGCGCAAGAGGACUCUCGUCAUGUGCCUCCUCAACCACCUUACCCGUCACAUCUUUGACCUCUCGACGGCGAGGACGCUACAGCUUGGUAGCCGCAGGGGGCCCAUUUCGAAUGUGUUCCAUGAGGAUCACGAGGUGACGGGGGUCGACUUCAUGGUAGAUCUGCUGGAGCUAUGGAUGAACGACAUCGACACCAAGAAGCCUCGUGAGCUCUGUGAACACGUCAUCGACCACUGCUUCCACCGUCGUCGUUGGAUCCUACUGGCGGAGGCAACGCCUGAGGCCACGCUCACGUGCCGCAAGUUGCUCAACGUAACCACCUGGAAGAUCAUCAAGGUCGAUCUACCGGAGCUCGAUGGCCACGCCGUGCUCCUAGGUACCAACGUGGCGUCGAAGGGCUUGCUAGUGGUGCGCGAGAGGACUCUCAUCAUGUGCCUCCUCAACCUUCUUACCCGUCACGUCGUUGACCUCUAG